GAAAAAGAAGAAAACGUAAAAUCACUAAAAUCAUCGAUAUCCCCUCUUCUUGAAAAAAGAGGAGAAAGAAGGGAGCAGAAGAGAGAAGAAGAAAGGAAGCAUGGUUUCGACGAGACGGAGUGGAUCUCUCUCUGCCAACAACUCCAAACGAUCUUCCUCAUCGGAAAGCAAACCUCCUUCGCCGAAGCGUCAGAAGGUCGACAAUGGUGGUUCGUCGGAGAAACCGGUGCCGACACCGGCGGAGAAUUCGAAGGAUUUACGUACUUCGGAGCCCGUGCCUGAUCCUGGGGAAUGUGGCUCUGCCGACGUUCAGAUCGCCGGAGCCGGUUCCGCCGAUGGAGUGAGCUCCGGCAAAGUCGACGCUACGCCGGCUGUGCCUGUCACGGCACCGAUUGCUGAUGCCGCAUGUCCGUCCUUCUCUUCGUGGAGUGUGUAUCAGAAACAGAUUCCGAAUAUCGAGGGAGGACCGUGGUGCAGGUUUUUGUCUCAGUCUGCACAGAAUCCUAAUGUUGCUGUUUGCAUACCCAAUUUCACGAUUGGUUCUAAUAGAAGUUGCAACUUUGCACUAAAGGAUCAGACUAUAAGUGGAAAUUUAUGCAAGAUCAAGCUCACGCAGCGCGAUGGAAGUGUUGUAGCUGUGUUAGAAAGUACGGGUAGCAAAGGAUCUGUGCUAGUAAAUGGAACGCAUGUCAAGAAGAAUAGCAGCUGUGUGCUUAACUCGGGUGAUGAAGUUGUUUUUGGUGUUCUUGGAAAUCAUUCUUAUAUUUUCCAGCAACUUAAUACCGAGGUUGCAUUAAGGGGUGCGGAAGUUCCAAGUGGUGUUGGGAAAUAUCUGCAGCUUGAAAGGAAAAGUGGAGACCCUUCAGCUGUGGCCGGGGCCUCUAUUUUGGCUUCUCUUUCCAUCAAACAGGACCUUACAAGAUGGAAAUCUCCAACUCAUACCUCUAGUAAACCUCACCCGGGUACUGACGUCUCUAGUCAUCCUAUUCAUGAUAGUACAGAAAUUGAGCUUGAUGCCUCAGAGUCAACUCCAAAUGUGCAUACUGAUAAAGCAGAAGAUGCUCAAACAAAUGAGAAGAAUUCAACAAUGGAUUGCAAUCCGGAUGCUGGUGCAGAGGCAGGCAAUGUAAAACUCUCUGGGGUUAAUGAUUUCCUAAGGCCUUUCUUCAGGAUCUUAGCUCGACCUAGUUGUAAACUGAAAUUGAGCAAAAGUAUCUGUAAACAGGUAUUGGAAGAAAAAAAUGGGACGCUGGACAUGCAGGCUGCAUCAACUUUGGGUACAUCUGUACGCUCAGCUGUGUUUAAAGAAGAUGUUCAUGCUGCUAUAUUGGAUGGGAAAGAAAUAGAUGUUUCUUUUGACAACUUCCCUUACUAUUUAAGUGAGAGCACAAAAAAUGUCUUGGUGGCUGCUUGCUAUAUGCACCUAAGGCAUAAAGAACAUGAAAAGUUUACUACAGAUCUUACAACCAUAAACCCUCGUAUUCUCCUCUCAGGACCUGCAGGGUCAGAAAUAUAUCAAGAGAUGUUGGCAAAGGCACUUGCAAAAUACUUUGGAGCUAAGCUGCUAAUAUUUGAUAGUCAUUUGCUUUUGGGUGGUUUAUCUUCCAAGGAAGCUGAGCUACUCAAAGAUGGAUUAAAUGCUGAAAAAUCUCUCAGCAGCACUAAGCAAAGUCCUACAGCAACAAAAAUGGCUGGGAGCGUGGAUCCACCUGCUACUGAAACAGAGACACCUAGCUCUUCAAAUGCACCUUCACUGGCCUUUGACUCUCAACCUAAGUUGGAAACUGAUAACAUGCCAUCCACCUCUGGGACAGCCAAAAGUUGCUUGUUCAAAUUAGGUGAUAGGGUGAAAUUUAGCUGUUCAUCUUCUUGUGGAGUAUAUCAAACAUCUUCAAGGGGGCCAUCUAAUGGAGGUCGGGGGAAGGUUGUCUUACUAUUUGAUGAUAAUCCCUUGUCUAAAAUUGGUGUGAGAUUUGAUAAACCCAUACCUGAUGGAGUUGAUCUUGGUGGUGCCUGUGAGGGAGGUCAAGGUUUUUUCUGCAAUGUCACCGAUCUUCGCUUGGAAAGUAGCGCUGUAGAAGAACUGGACAAAUUACUUAUUCAUUCGCUGUUUGAGGUUGUUUUUAGUGAAAGUAGAAAUGCACCAUUCAUUUUGUUCAUGAAAGAUGCUGAGAAGUCUAUUGUAGGAAAUGGAGACUCAUAUGCAUUUAAAAGUAAGCUUGAAAGUCUUCCAAACAAUGUGGUCGUAAUAGGUUCUCACACUCAAAAUGACAGUCGUAAGGAAAAGUCACAUCCUGGUGGUUUGCUUUUUACAAAAUUUGGUAGCAAUCAGACUGCCCUUCUUGACCUGGCUUUCCCUGAUAGUUUUGGACGAUUGCAUGACAGAGGGAAGGAGGUUCCAAAGCCAAAUAGAACUUUGACUAAGCUCUUCCCAAAUAAAAUUAUAAUUCACAUGCCUCAGGAUGAGGCUCUUCUAGCAUCUUGGAAGCAGCAACUGGAUCGAGACGUUGAAACUCUCAAAAUCAAAGGGAAUUUACAUCACUUGCGUGCAGUUUUGGGACGUUGUGGAAUGGAAUGUGAAGGACUUGAGACGUUAUGCAUUAAGGAUCAGACGCUUACAAAUGAAAAUGCAGAGAAGAUAAUUGGUUGGGCUUUAAGUCACCACCUCAUGCAGAAUUCAGAAGCUAAGCCUGAUUCGAAGCUUGUAUUGUCAUGUGAGAGCAUUCAGUAUGGAAUUGGGAUCUUGCAGUCCGUCCAGAAUGAGUCCAAGAGCCUGAAGAAAUCUCUUAAGGAUGUUGUAACAGAAAAUGAAUUUGAAAAGAGGCUUUUGGCUGACGUUAUUCCUCCUAGUGACAUUGAUGUUACCUUUGAUGAUAUUGGAGCUCUUGAAAAGGUCAAGGAUACAUUGAAAGAGUUGGUGAUGCUUCCUUUACAGCGACCUGAGCUUUUUUGCAAGGGGCAAUUAACCAAGCCAUGCAAAGGUAUCCUAUUAUUUGGUCCUCCUGGAACGGGUAAAACAAUGCUCGCAAAAGCAAUUGCUACUGAAGCUGGUGCAAACUUCAUUAACAUUUCUAUGUCAAGUAUUACAUCUAAGUGGUUUGGUGAGGGUGAGAAAUAUGUGAAAGCUGUUUUCUCUUUGGCGAGUAAAAUUUCUCCAAGUGUUAUAUUUGUUGAUGAGGUUGACAGCAUGCUGGGUCGGAGGGAAAACCCAGGGGAGCAUGAGGCCAUGCGAAAGAUGAAAAAUGAAUUCAUGGUAAAUUGGGAUGGCUUACGUACGAAGGAAACAGAGAGAGUUCUUGUGCUGGCAGCCACUAACAGGCCUUUUGACCUAGAUGAAGCUGUUAUAAGGAGAAUGCCAAGAAGAUUGAUGGUAAAUUUGCCAGAUGCUCCUAAUAGAGCAAAAAUAUUGAAAGUCAUACUGGCCAAAGAGGAGUUGUCUCCUGAUGUUGAUUUGGAUGCAGUUGCUACUAUGACCGAUGGAUACUCUGGAAGUGAUCUUAAGAAUUUAUGUGUUACGGCAGCACACCGGCCUAUUAAAGAGAUAUUAGAAAAAGAAAAAAAGGACCGCGUUGCUGCACUAGCAGAAGGUCAACCGGCUCCAGCGUUAUGUAGCAGUGGGGACAUCAGAUCAUUAAACAUGGAGGACUUCAAAUAUGCUCAUCAACAGGUUUGUGCGAGUGUUUCUUCUGAAUCAGUAAACAUGACUGAGCUUUUACAAUGGAAUGAACUAUAUGGAGAAGGGGGUUCAAGAGUAAAGAAAGCACUCAGCUAUUUCAUGUGAGUUUUUCUUUAGCUGGCAUAGUUUCCCUCCAGUGCUGCCUCCAUCUCAUGAAGCCUACAUUUAUAGUUUGCCGAUUUUUGUGGCUUCCCAGAGGUUUGCUGUUGAGCCAUUUCGUUUGUAAAAUGAAAUAUAGAAUUUUAUUAAAGAAGUAAUUUUAGUACAUUUGGGAUGAUGAGUUUUGGAAGUAGGGAAGCCUUCCAGAAUUUUGGUCUGUUCCGCUACUUUUGUUUUGUUCCUCAUCCCAAGGGAACAUGUUUUUAUUUUUAUUUUUUCAAGUUAUAAAAGUUCUACUAGAUGAAAUAGCCA
This is a messenger RNA of Vigna umbellata (rice bean), 4087 nucleotides long. NCBI's taxonomy places the organism in Eukaryota, Viridiplantae, Streptophyta, Magnoliopsida, Fabales, Fabaceae. The record is from RefSeq and is a predicted model, not a curated record.